AUGCCAGAUGUUGGGAACAAAGGUCUAAAAAUAAUCUUUCCAAGUAAUCUUCCCGUCCAUCACUCAAGGAGAGCGCUGCUUCCAGAGAUGCAAAAAAAUCUUUUCUGUAAAAAGCUCCUGGCUGCAGCGCUGUGUGUGCUGCUGGUGCUGCCGGAGCCGGGCUGUGCCAGGAGCCUGUGGAAACGCGCUCUGCUGAAAAUGACGGAGAAAUACGAUGAUUAUGAGUACCCUCUUCAUUCUCACAGCUCCCAGCAGCAGCAGAAGAGCGACCGGUGCCCGCCGCCGCCGCAGAGCCUGCCGGAGCACGCCUGCGAGGUGCCCAGCUGCCGCUCCGACGCCGAGUGCCAGCGCCACAAGCGCUGCUGCUACAACGGCUGCAUCUACGCCUGCCUCGAGUCCGUGCAGCCCCCGCCAGUCCUGGACUGGCUGGUUCAGCCCAAACCCCGCUGGCUGGGAGGCAAUGGGUGGCUUUUGGAUGGCCCAGAGGAAGUCUUACAAGCUGAGGCCUGCAGCACCACGGAGGACGGGGACGAGCCCCUGCACUGCCCCACGGGCUACGAGUGCCACAUCAUCAACCCGGGCAACACGGCCGAGGGCAUCCCCAACAGGGGCCAGUGCAUCAAGCUCCGGGGAAACCCAGAUGGACACAACCUGAGGCAUAAGUAUUACAAGGAAUAUUUUGGGAGCAAUUCCAACAAUUUGGUUGGCUAUGUGAAAAACCAGCAGAAGCAUUUAGGCUAAUUGAAGGUGUGCCUGGCUGGACCACUCUGUCAAGGAAUGCUUUCACCCAGCAGCUUUCUGGUCCCAGAGCUCCACAUCUCCAGCACCCCCUGAUCCCUGCCCACCACUGACCAAAAAAUUCAUUAUCCAAGGAACAGGAAGAGUUCAG
Agelaius phoeniceus (red-winged blackbird) is the source of this 889-nucleotide messenger RNA. RefSeq names its product WAP four-disulfide core domain 1 (gene WFDC1). Gene Ontology annotation, biological process: regulation of cell growth. The record is from RefSeq and is a predicted model, not a curated record. Lineage: Eukaryota; Metazoa; Chordata; Aves; Passeriformes; Icteridae. Gene Ontology annotation, cellular component: extracellular region. Gene Ontology annotation, molecular function: peptidase inhibitor activity.